Messenger RNA from Stylophora pistillata, 468 nucleotides. RefSeq names its product repetitive proline-rich cell wall protein 2-like. Lineage: Eukaryota; Metazoa; Cnidaria; Anthozoa; Scleractinia; Pocilloporidae. The record is from RefSeq and is a predicted model, not a curated record.
AUGCUAAUAGAGGAAGGUGGGCCGGAAGAGAAAGGACCGGUAGAGAAAGGACUGGAGGAGAAAGGACCGGAAGAGAAAGGACCGGUAGAGAAAGGACCGGUAGAGAAAGGACCGGAAGAGAAAGGACCGGAAGAGAAAGGACCGGUAGAGAAAGGACCGGAAGAGAAAGGACCAGUAGAGAAAGGACCGGUAGAGAAAGGACAAGAGAAAGGACCGCAAGAGAAAGGACCGGUAGAGAAAGGACCGGAAGAGAAAGGACCGGAAGAGAAAGGACCGGAAGAGAAAGGACCGGAAGAGAAAGGACCGGAAGAGAAAGGGCCGGAGGAGGUUAAGCAAGAUAAUCUUCAGGAGGGUUGUUCAAUACCCACGACUAAAUUUAGGUUACGACUCCCUGUAAUUUUACUUGCGUUGGAAGGUGUCUCCACGUUUCACUAUCGAAAUCUAUUUACGUGUAUUGGACAUGAAUGA